Caenorhabditis remanei is the source of this 672-nucleotide messenger RNA. RefSeq lists its product as uncharacterized. Gene Ontology annotation, biological process: embryonic morphogenesis; regulation of transcription by RNA polymerase II. Gene Ontology annotation, cellular component: nucleus. The coding region runs from base 1 to 672 and encodes 223 amino acids. Gene Ontology annotation, molecular function: DNA-binding transcription factor activity, RNA polymerase II-specific; RNA polymerase II transcription regulatory region sequence-specific DNA binding. The record is from RefSeq and is a predicted model, not a curated record. The transcript is spliced from 4 exons. NCBI's taxonomy places the organism in Eukaryota, Metazoa, Nematoda, Chromadorea, Rhabditida, Rhabditidae.
AUGGUGUCGAAAGACGAGAAGCCGAAGCAAUCUGGAUUGUUCAGUGUGGAAAGUCUUCUGGAGACACCACCACACAAGUCAGACAAAGAGGAAGUUUUCAAGCCAUCGCCACUUACGCCAAAGACUCCGUUAAUGAUCCCAGGACUUCAUCACAUGGCACCGUAUUUUGGAGCGCAACUUGAUCCAGUCAUGAUCUACUUUGCACAAACUGGAAACCGUCUGCCUAUUGUAAGCUCUGACAGUUCCCCUGAAUCAAGUGCCUCUUCUCCUCUAUCCAUACAACACUCUCUCCCAUGGCUGUCCUCACAACGAGAAGAUUCACCAACCAGCGACGACACCAAAAUCCAGAUUGGACUCACAAAGUGCAUGCUGAGAAAGCACAAGAACAAUCGAAAACCGCGUACACCCUUCUCAACUCAACAACUCAUUUCUUUGGAGAGGAAAUUUCAAGCAAAGCAAUAUUUGUCAAUUGCAGAGAGGGCCGAGUUCAGUGCCUCAUUGCAAUUGACUGAGACACAAGUCAAGAUAUGGUUCCAGAAUCGGAGGGCAAAAUCGAAAAGACUACAGGAAGCGGAAGUGGAGAAAGUGAAAUUUGCACAGGCGAGUGCUUAUGCUGUAGCGGCGGCUCAGGAUCCAACAAGUCUACUGGCUUUCUAUCAACCACAAUGGUGA